Molecule: messenger RNA, 1418 nt
Organism: Rosa chinensis
Lineage: Eukaryota; Viridiplantae; Streptophyta; Magnoliopsida; Rosales; Rosaceae
Product: putative L-ascorbate peroxidase 6
Exons: 10
Coding region: 71-1081 (336 amino acids)
Biological process (GO): hydrogen peroxide catabolic process; cellular response to oxidative stress; response to reactive oxygen species
Molecular function (GO): peroxidase activity; heme binding
Source: RefSeq, a predicted model, not a curated record
CCCUGCAACUAAAACAGUAAAACCUCUUAAAAUUUGAAGCUCCCAUUUGAUUCCUAACCGUCCGUUAAAGAUGGCAUCAUCAUCAACUACCUCCACCGCCGUCUCCCUCCUCUGCUCCGCAACCUCUUCCUCCAGAUUUCCAUUCAGUACAACUCUUCCCGCCAAAUCCUCAUCAACGCUCUAUUUUCGCGCCAACUCUCUCCCCGCCACCCAUGCAGCUUCUUCUUCUUCUUCAGUAUUCGUAUUCAAUUUUACAGGUAAAGAUGAGAUUUUGGGGAGAAGAGGACUGGUGUUCACACUCACAGCCACACUGCCACUGCUUCUUCCUUUCUCGGAAUCCAUGGAGGCCUUCACAGCCAAGGCGGUGGAGCCAGAUACAAGUAUAUAUGAGGUUAUGAAGGAAGAGAUUAGGAAAGUUGUGUCUAAGGGCAAAGCUGCUGGUGUGCUUCGUUUUGUAUUUCAUGAUGCAGGGACCUUUCAAUUGGAUGACAAUUCGGGUGGGAUGAAUGGUUCAGUCAUAUAUGAACUCGAUAGACCCGAAAAUAAAGGUCUUAAAACUCCUUUUAAGAUUUUAGAGAUAGCAAAGACUGAGGUGGAUGCAGUACAACCAGUAUCGUGGGCAGACAUGAUUGCUGUGGCUGGAGCUGAAGCAGUUUCGGUAUGUGGAGGUCCGACUAUCCCAGUUGCAUUGGGCAGACUAGACUCAAAGGAGCCUGAUCCUGAAGGAAAACUUCCUGAAGAAACUCUUGAUGCAUAUGGUCUAAAGCAAAGCUUUCGAGCAAAAGGCUUAUCAACUCAAGAACUUGUUGCUCUGUCAGGUGCCCAUACUCUGGGAAAUAAAGGUUUUGGAAGCCCGACUGUUUUUGACAAUUCAUACUUCAAAGUUCUUCUUGAGGAAUCUGUGUCCUCAGGUAGUAUGUCAAGCAUGACUGGACUUCCUUCAGAUCGCGCACUUCCCAAGGAUGAUGAAUGCUUAAGAUGGAUAAAAAAGUAUGCUGACAAUGAGAACAGUUUCUUUGAAGAUUUUCAAAAUGCUUACAUCAAGUUGGUCAAUUCAGGAGCAAGGUGGAAGAGCUUGUGAAUAUUUGCAGCAGCAGAUCAUGUUUUUGAUUGGGCCUGCAGCCUGCUCCAUGCAGAAAUGAAAACAGUAAAGAGUUGAAGAAGUAUACCAAAUGCGCAACCAUAGCCUCCUAUAAACAGUUCAAAGUGAAAGCAGGCUCAGGGUUGGUUGGGCUUGAGGUAGACUGGACACUUGAAUAGGUACGUGCCCAAAGUUAGGUAAAUCCUCAAUAUAGAUGAUUAGCUGCGAACAUUAAUCAUAUGUUUAGCGGAAAGAGUGGAAGGUCUGAUGACCCAGACAAGACUUUAUCUUAUAUAAUCAUUAUUAUCCAUCAAAUGAUUCAGGUUCUUAUGCGUAA